AGGCAGUUAAAUCAGGUUUACGUUGUGUCAUGUUUUUUGCUGGAGACGCCAAAUUGAAAUCAUGUGUAUCUUUCUGAGUCACAUCCUCUUCAUCGUCAUCAUAUAAGUCUGACUGGGAUGGCAUCACAGCAUGGGAUAGUUGAGGUGAUCGCAUUCGAUAGAGUAAAUCAUCGUAGGCACGAAUUUCAUCCUGAUGAAGAUGAUGUAUGGAGAUAA
Messenger RNA from Haemonchus placei, 216 nucleotides. NCBI's taxonomy places the organism in Eukaryota, Metazoa, Nematoda, Chromadorea, Rhabditida, Trichostrongylidae. The record is from the annotation of a GenBank genome assembly.